AUGGAGUCGGAAUCAAUCAAGGUGAUGAAUCAAGACAUGGUCAAAUUGGACCGAUUCGACGGGAAUAAUUUCUCUCUCUGGCAAGACAAGAUGAUGUUUCUUCUUACAGCAUUGAAGAUCUCCUACAUCCUUAACCCUAAUCUACAGCCCAUAGAAGAUCCAAAACCAAGUGCAGAUGGCAAACAACCUACUGAGGAGGAAAUAGAAGAAAAAGAUCCAAAACCAAGUGCAGAUGGCAAACAACCUACUGAGGAGGAAAUAGAAGAAAUCAAAAAGCAGAAGGCAAAACGGGAGGAAGAUGAAGUGUUGUGUCGCGGUCACAUUCUGAACACACUUUCGGACCGAUUAUAUGAUCUUUUCACGAGGAUAAAGUCAGCAAGGGAGAUCUGGAACGCACUGGAAUUUAAAUACAAAGCCGAGGAGGAAGGUACAAACAAGUAUUUAAUUGCAAAAUAUCUAGAAUAUAAAAUGGUUGAUGACAAGUCUGUCCUAGAGCAAGUUCAUGAAUUGGAGGUUCUGGUUAAUAAGAUUCAUGUUCUCAAAAUAGUUCUUCCAGAGUCUUUUCAAGUUGCUGCAAUUAUUGCAAAACUACCAUCAACUUGGAAAGAUUAUUCGAAGAAACUAUUGCAUAAAACUGAGGAUAUCUCUUUGGAACAACUUCAGAAGAAUCUUAGAAUUGAAGAGGAGUCACGCAUACGUGAUUCAAAGAAUUCUGUCCAAAGUGAUUGUAAGGUCCACACCGUGGAAAAGAAUGAAUCUUCGGUAAAAAAAUAUGAACCUUCAAGUAAAGAAAAGUGGACAACACUUUAA
Asparagus officinalis (garden asparagus) is the source of this 810-nucleotide messenger RNA. RefSeq lists its product as uncharacterized. The transcript has a single exon. The record is from RefSeq and is a predicted model, not a curated record. The coding region runs from base 1 to 810 and encodes 269 amino acids. Lineage: Eukaryota; Viridiplantae; Streptophyta; Magnoliopsida; Asparagales; Asparagaceae.